UGGGUCUCAACUUGUUUGGUACUUCAACACCUCUCUCUCUCUUCAUUGCUGCAGUGAAUAGGAAAAGUCACCCCGUGCGCGCGGUCAGAGUCCAAGCAUAACGAUAGCGGAUCAUUUUAACAUGAUGGGAUUUAACCGAAGACAUACGGAGCUCUGCAAUUAACAACACACUGGUGGGAUAUCAAAGGAGUUUAAAAUGGAGCGAACAACAAUCUGUUUGUGGAAUAACACUUUCGAGAGAUUGACGAAAAGUUUACAAAUCUGAAUGGGAUUGUAGAAGCAACAUGCUCAAGUACGGAGGCAAAUAUGUCAAUUAUACCGGUAUGCAAAGAGAAAAGCUCGGGUUUUAGAGCAAGUCAUCUUUUCUGGGCGUUACGAGACCUCCACACCAUUUCCUGAGCGAGAAUGAAAAUAAGAUUUGCCUUUCCAAGCAGACUGCGGAAGAAGAAUUUCAUUUCUUCUUUAUCAUUGCUGCUGGUGAUCUGUGCCUUCUUGCUGCUCUUCCUAAAGUUCACUGUUAAAUACAGCAUUACCAUUGAAACCUAUGGGUCUACCGCAGGCUACAAUGACGUUGAGCUGCUCCAUCGCUACAACAUUGACUGCAAUGCCAUCUAUGAAAUGGAGCCGGCCGAGUUGGGGAAGUCGCUGGUCAUCAGAAAACAAGUGGUGGUGGAAGAGCAGGACAAGAGCUUGGUCAACUUGAUCUCCAACUGCCCGCGAUACCUCCGCUCCCGGGGCUAUGGGGAUGUCCAAGUGUCUGAGGAGGAGCAGGCCUUCCCCCUGGCCUACUCACUGGUGGUCCACAAGUCUGCCUCCAUGGUGGAGAAGAUCCUCAGGGCUGUCUACACCCCUAACAACAUCUACUGUAUCCACUAUGACCUGAAGUCAUCAGAACUGUUCAGAGAGUCCAUGGAGGGUCUGGCACGCUGUCUACCCAACGUCUUCAUCGCCUCUAAGCUGGAGACAGUGACGUACGCCAGCAUCAGCCGCCUCAAUGCUGACCUCAACUGCCUGUCUGAUCUUAUAGGAUCAAAGGUCAAGUGGAGGUAUGUCAUCAACCUGUGCGGUCAGGACUUUCCCCUGCGCUCCAACAUAGAGCUGGUGGCUGACCUGAAGAAGCUACGGGGGGGUAACAUGAUGGAGACAAGUCGCCCCAGCGAAUACAAGAAGCAGCGUUUCUCCUUCCACCACGAGCUGCAGAACGCGUCAUUCGAGUACCACCGGCUGCCGGUGAAAACCAACAAGGCCAAGGGGCCUCCGCCGCACGGCAUACAGAUGUUCAUUGGCAGCGCGUACUUCGUGCUCUCGCUGGAGUUUGUCAUUUAUAUGAACAAGUCUGCGCUGGUCAGGGACUUCCUGAUGUGGUCAAAUGACACCUACUCCCCAGACGAACACUUCUGGGCCACGUUGACACGGGUGCCGGGCGUGCCAGGUGAGGUGCCACGGGCCCAGGCCGACAUCACAGACCUGAUGAGCAAGACCAGGCUGGUGAAGUGGAACUACCUGGAGGGACCGCUUUACCCAUCAUGCACAGGGAAACACGUCCGCAGUGUGUGUAUCUAUGGGGCGGGGGAGCUGCGCUGGCUACUGAACUACGGCAGCUGGUUCGCUAAUAAGGUGGACGCCAAAGUUGACCCAGUCCUUAUCCAAUGUCUUGAGGAUAAAUUACAGGAGAAACAGAGACGCUUGGUCAAGGCUAUGAAGUCACAACAAAAGAUUCCCUCCUCUGUGUUAGCAGUUGAUGUUAUUCUUCAAUAAUACAAACUCCAAAGCAAAUCAGGGGGAGAAAAUGUGAUUUAUUUGAGAAAGACAAAUCAUAGAUGUUAUACUGUGAGGUAGAUGUUCAGUCUCCCCGGUCCUCAGCUUUUCUCAACAGAACAAAGGACAGGAUGCCAUUGAUAACCCCCCACCCUAGCCUGGGAUUGACCAAUAACAAGGAUACUUGUUAUUGGGCCAAUGGCCAAAUAACAAGUAUCCUGCUCCAGACUCAAUGUACAGACCAAUGAAAACGUGAGUCCAGGACUGACAUUCCACAGAAGACCUACUAUUUACAUUGACAAUUCCCUAUUAAUUGUUAAUUCUAGUACUCUCGUCCUCUCAUCCUCUGCGCUGUGUAUUUAUUUUCAAAAUAUUCUUAUACCUGAAAAGGUUAAAUAAAUGGAUCAUUGAUUAUUAAUGGGUUAAUUCAUGUGGGAAUAUGUAACCUUUGUAAUGCUGUUUUUGACAGCACCAUUUUGGUAUUAUUAAAGACAUUUGUCUGAGUUGAUCAUGUCCGAAACUCAAAUGAUGUGACAGUGCUUUAUGGUAUUUAUGAUAGUGGAAUGCUGGAUGAGAUAGUGGAAUGCUGGAUGAGAUAGACUUGGCUAUCAAUGUUAGGGUUAUUCUCUCGUUUUGCAACUUGAGACUUGAAGUGGGGGAUGUUUGUGAUAGUCUGACCUUUAUGUAAUAUGGAUUAGGUUAACCAGGGCCUUGGCUCCCAGGUGAAAGCAUGUGAAAACCAGCGUAUGAUGACUACAGUAUGUAUUCUGACUUCAGAAAGGAUUCACAUCCCUUGACAUUUUCCAGAAUUUGUUGUGUUACAUCCUGAAUUUAAAAUAGAUUGCAUUGAGAUUUUGUGUCACUGGCCUAUACACAAUACCCCAUAAUAUCAAUUCAUGUUUUUCUAAAUAUUAAUUUACAUAAGUAUUCACACCCCUGAGUCAUACAUGUAAGGAUUACCUUUGACAGCAAUUAUAGCCGUUACUCUUUCUAGGUAAGUCUCUAAGAGCUUGAUUGUACACUAUUUGUAAAAAAAAAAAAAUCAAAAUUCUUCAAGCUCUGUCAAAUUGUUUGUUGAUCAUUGAUAGACAACCAUUUUCAAGUCUUGCCAUAGACUUUCAAGAUUUAUAAGUCAAAACUGUAAAUCGGCCACUCAGGAACAUUCACUAUCUUCUUGGUAAGCAACUCCAGUGUAGAUUUAUCCUUUUGUUUUGGGUUAUUGUCCUGCUGAAAGGUGAUUUCAUCUCCCAGUGUCUGGUGGAAAGCAGACUGAGAAAGUUUUUCCUGUAGGAUUUUGCCUGCGCUUAGCUCCAUUCUGUUUAUUUUUUAUCCUGAAAAACUCCCCAGUCCUUAACGAUUACAAGCAUAGCCAUAACAUGAUGCUGCCACAACAAUGCUUGAAAAUAUGGAGAGUCGUACUCAGUUAUGUGUUUUACGCCAAACAUAACACUUUUUUAUUAAGGACAAAAAGUGAAUUACUUUGCCACAUGUUUUCAGUAUUACUUUAAUGCCUUGUUGCAAACAGGAUGCAUGUCUUGGAAUAGGUUUAUUCUGUACAGGCUUCCUUCAUUUCACUCUGUCAAUUAGGUAAGUAGUGUGGAGUAGCUACAAUGUUAUUGAUCCAGCCUCAGUUUUCUCUUAUCAAAGCUAUUAAACUCUGUAACUGUUUUAAAGUCACCAUUUACCUCAUGGUGAAAUACCUGAGAGGUUUCCUUCCUCUCCGGCAACUGAAUUAGUAAGGACGCUUGCAUCUUUUUACUGACUGGGUGUACUGAUACACCAUCCAAAGUGUAAUUCAUAAUUUCACCAUACUCGAAUGAAUAUUCAAUGUCAGCUCUUUUUUAUUUUGACCCAUCCACCAAUAGGUACCCUUCUUUCCCGAGGUAUUGGGAAACCUUGCUGGUCUUUGUGGCUGAAUCUGUGUUUGAAAUGCACUGCUCGACUGAGGGAUGUUACAGAUAAUUGUAUUUGUGUGGUAAAGAGAUGAGGUAGUUAUUCAUAAAUCACGGGAAACACUAUUAUUGCACACAGAGUGGGUCCAUUCAACUUAUUAUGUGACUUGUGAAGCACAUUUUUUACUCCUGAACCGAUGUAAGCUUGACAUAACAAAGGAGUUGAACACUCAUUUAAGACAUUUCAGUUUUUUAAAUGAGAAAGUGAGAGUUGUAUGAAUCAGUUCAUUAGCUCAGACAUGAAGGGCUUUCAGACUUUAUGGCAUUCCCAGAAAGCAUGCAUUAUUGAGGCAUUAUUUAUUUUACACUUAAGACAUGAAUCUGCCGUUGUGCUGUAGAAUUUGUGAAUUUUGAAACUUGUAAAAUUAUUGUAUACGUUAGUUUAUACUGGAUUGAGCGUAUAGUUUCGUUAACUGUCAUUUUGUUAGCUAUGCUACAACUUUCCCUCCAUCUUGUGCCAACAUCAGUUAUUUUUAAGUCUUGGUUCCAAUAGUAAAAACUAUUUUCUAAGAGUUCUCAAUUGGAUAUGCUCUCUGCAGUGUUUUGUAUGUGAACAUCAUUUUCGGACUCAAAUAAGAUUCCCUUAAGGUUGCUCUGAUGUCCAAAAUAUGCAUGUAUUCCAAAUUGACUUUGUAAUUCUGUCAUGGAAAUAAACGUAUUUCCUGUUA
Oncorhynchus masou masou (cherry salmon) is the source of this 4378-nucleotide messenger RNA. RefSeq names its product beta-1,3-galactosyl-O-glycosyl-glycoprotein beta-1,6-N-acetylglucosaminyltransferase 4-like. The transcript has 3 exons. Lineage: Eukaryota; Metazoa; Chordata; Actinopteri; Salmoniformes; Salmonidae. The record is from RefSeq and is a predicted model, not a curated record. Gene Ontology annotation, molecular function: acetylglucosaminyltransferase activity. Gene Ontology annotation, cellular component: membrane. Bases 406 to 1758 code for a protein of 450 amino acids.